Triplophysa dalaica is the source of this 2703-nucleotide messenger RNA. Its product is annotated as general transcription factor II-I repeat domain-containing protein 2B-like. The record is from RefSeq and is a predicted model, not a curated record. Bases 928 to 2253 code for a protein of 441 amino acids. The transcript has 2 exons. Lineage: Eukaryota; Metazoa; Chordata; Actinopteri; Cypriniformes; Nemacheilidae.
UCAAAGAAGAGAGAGAGAAGCAUUUAUGUCCAAACUUUUAUUUUCAAUCACUCAUAGCCAAACUUUCUUUAAUUCCUUGAUUCACUCAUCCCUCUUUUCUGUCUAUAAUAACAACUUAAAGAAAGAGAAUUAUUCAUCUAUAACAGUUUUAUUCGUGUAUGUUUUAAAGCAGAGGUGCCCAAACCAGGGCCCGCGGGCCAAAGUUGUUCCGCUGCAACCUUUAUUUUGGCCCGCGAUGCCAUAUAUGGCAAGAUAGGGAAAACGGUAACCAUGCAGAUUUUAAUUUCUGAUUUGACAUAAUAUUUUAACAUUGUACAUGACAUGUUUUUGAGUGACAAUGAUGUACGUUAAAAUUAAAGGAUUAAUAAUUUAUUAUUAAGCGAAUUUGACUCUUAUUUACUGUGCAUGCGCACUGUGACUCGCAGAAACGGUGCGAUUUGCCACAAGGAACGUUAACAUUUAUAAUGGAGAGAGGGCGGCAAUGGCACACAGACAAGAGACAUUUAAAAAAAAUUGGCAAAAUGAUUUUCUUUUUACUGAGGUUAAUUCAAAGGCAGUGUGUCUAGUUUGCAAACAGUCAUUCGCUGUGUUGAAAGAGUACAAUAUUCGUCGUCAUUAUGAAACAAAACAUUCUUCGGCUUUCUCAAAGUACAGCGGAGAGGCACGAAAGCAAGAGGCUAACAAGCUGCUUGCUAAACUUCGAUCGGAGCAGAGUACACUGCUACGUCCUUCGUCAGCUCAAGAAAAUGCCACACGGGCCAGCUAUGGAAUUACUGCAUUAAUUGCUAAAAGUUGAAGGGCCUCGCAACUGGAGAGUUUGUCAAAGAAUGCCUUGCAGUUGCUGCAGAAGCAGUAUGCCCCUCUCAAAUAAGAUCAUUUUCGCAAAUCAGCUUGUCAAGGAAUACCGUUACCCGACGCAUAGUGGAUAUGGCAGAGGACAUUGGUGAGCAAAUCAAGGUAAAGGCAGCAGCCUUCUCUGCCUUUUCAAUAGCUUGCGACGAGAGCACAGAUAUAUCUGAUUCCGCACAGCUGUUGGUAUUUUUACGUGGAGUAAAUGAAGAUUUUGAAGUGACACAAGAGCUUGCUGGCACCGAGACUCUUUCAGGGACUACUAAAGGUGAGGACCUUUUCUUAGCUGUUGAGCGCGUGUUAAAAAAGAACGAAUUAAAAUGGAAGAAUAUGGCUGGAAUUACAACUGACGGAGCCCCAGCAAUGGUAGGGAAGAAAUGUGGCCUUGCUACGUUGGUGUCUCAGAAAGUCCAUGAGUGUGGGGGGAAAGUCGUGAAGUACCACUGUAUUGUACAUCAAGAACAGCUAUGUGCCAAAUCCAUCGGGCUUGUUGAUGUGAUGCGUGAAGUCGUCAAAAUUGUGAAUAACAUACGCUCCAAGGCGCUGACUCACAGGCAGUUCAAGGCACUGUUGGACGAGAUGGAUGCGCAAUAUGGUGAUGUGCUGUACCACCAGGAGGUUAGAUGGCUGAGCCGAGGAAAGGUUCUCAAGAGGUUUUUUGAUUUGCGUGAUGAAAUCAGAGCUUUUCAGGAAAGCAAAAACAGUAACUUCCAAGUGCCAAUGGACCAGAAAUGGCUUUCUGACCUUGCUUUCCUUGUGGACAUCACAGAGCUGCUUAAUGUUUUGAAUGUUCAGCUCCAGGGAAAAGACCAGAUUAUUACCCAGAUUUUCGAUCAUGUCAAAGCCUUCAAACAAAAACUACUGCUGCUCAAAAGACAUCUCUCAGCAGGUAUAUUGGCUCAUUUUCCCUGUCUUAAAGAGGCAGGAAUGAUGAAAGAAAAGUUACCAGAGUACGAUGCUGUUCUCAGCAACCUUAUCCAGGAGUUUGACCGUCGCUUUGAGGACUUCAGAAACAGUGCUGCUGACUUUGAAUUGUUUUCUCAACCCUUCACCAUCAGUGUGGACACAGUCAGUGAUGAUCUUCAGAUGGAACUAAUUGACCUUCAGUGUGAUUCAGAACUCAAACACAAGUUCAGGUCCCAACCGUUGAUAGACUUCUACAAAUGUGUCCCAGCAAACAGGUACCCAAAGAUGUGCAAACAGGCACAAGUGAUGCUGUCUCUAUUUGGCAGCACCUACAUCUGUGAGCAGACAUUUAGUCUGAUGAAUUUGAACAAGUGUAAACUGAGAAGCUCACUAACUGACUCUCACCUACAUAAUGUACUGACUUUGUCAGUAAGUCAGCUCCAGCCCAAUUUGGAAAAACUCUUGAAAAAUAAGGACCAGCUUCAUGUAUCUCAUUAGAGGAGACUGGCUGCACUGCUUUUAAUUGUUAUUUGUAUAUGUGACUGUUUCUGUGUUUUUAUUGUACACAACUUUGUACAAGGCACUGUUUCUAUGUUCUGAAUGUACUUUAUAUAGUGUAGAUUGUAAGUUAUUGAAUAUUGAAUUGUAAUUUCACUGAAUUGUAAGUUCCUAGUUUCAUUGAACUAUAAACCUUGGAAUAAAAACUGCAUUCAUUAUACAAAUCACAGAGUAAUGUAUUUACUUUAUCAAAUGCUAAAUAAGUGAUGAAUAAAUGGGAUAAAACUUUAAUUUAAAUAUUAUACAGUUUGGUAUAAUUUCACAGAUUUUUCGGCCCACAGCCCUCAGUCAAAUAAUUUUUUUGCCCUUCAUAGGAAAAUGUUUGGGCACCUCUGUUUUAAAGGAAUAGUUCACCCCAAAAUGAUGUUGAUGUAUUCAAACCUGUAUGAC